AUGGGGAGCGGGUGGUGCGGAGCGGCGCAGCUGGCCGGGGAGCCGGGGCGCGGGGCGCUGCUCUUCCCUCCCCUCCUCCUCCUCCUCCUCUUCCUCCUCGUCCUGCUGCUGCUGGGCUGCUCCCGGCCGCUGGUGCUGCGGCGCGGCCCCGGGCAGGUGGGCUACCUGCCGGCCCCCGGGCUGAACCGCGGGGAGGCUGCUCGCCGCGCCCGCCGCUCCCGCCGGCCCGGCGUCCUCCCGCCGCCCUUCCCCAACGGCUGGUACCGCCUGCUCGACUCCGCGCAGCUGCCCCGCGGCGCCGCCCGCAGCAUCGCACUGCUCGGAGAACAGCUCGCUGUGUUUCGCACCCAGGAUGGCCAAGUCUACGUGGUGGAUGCUUACUGCCCGCACCUCGGGGCCAACCUUGCCGCUGGCGGGCGCGUCGUGGGCAAUUGCAUCGAGUGCCCGUUUCACGGCUGGCAGUUUCGAGGAGAAGACGGAAAAUGCACCCGCAUCCCCUAUGCUGAAAAAGUGCCGGAUUUUGCCAGGGUCCGGACCUGGCCGUCCUGCGAGGUGAACGGGAUGCUGCUGGUGUGGUACCACUGCGAAGGGGUCGGUCCCACCUGGGCCGUGCCGGAGCAGCGGGAGGUGGCCACCAAGGAGUGGGUGUUCCGCGGACAGACAGAGCACUGGGUGGACGCGCACAUCCAGGAAAUCCCCGAAAACGCGGCUGACACAGCUCACCUGGCUUUCGUCCAUGGACCAGCUAUCCUGGGUGGAUCCGACCUGAGAUACACAAGGUCCAAGCUGUGGGAUUUUAUGAAGCACAUCUGGAAGGCGGAGUGGCGGCCGGAGCCGGAGCCCAACGAGCAUUGCUCCCGGCUGCUGCUUCAACACUCCGCAACCAUCUUUGGGAAGCACGUCUCCUUGAUGGAUUUGACGGUUUCAGCCAGGCAGGUGGGGCCAGGCCUGGUUUUCCUGCUCUUUGAACACGCUUUGUUGGGCCGUGGGAUCAUCCUGCAGACGGUGACUCCCCUGGAGCCGCUCCUGCAGAAUGUCGUCCACACCAUCUACUACCAGAAGAACGUGCCGGCCAUAAUCCCCAAGUUCAUCCUGAGAGCAGAGUGCAUACAGUUCGAGCGCGAUAUAACCAUCUGGAAUAACAAACAGUAUCUGCCCAAGCCGCUGCUGGUCAGGGAGGACUCGGGCAUCCAGAAGCACCGGCGCUGGUACGCCCAGUUCUACAGCGCGAAGAGCACGAGGCUCCCGGCGCAGCAGGGCCUGGACUGGUGAGGACCUCGCUGCAGAAGUGGCCAGUGGCUCCCAGGUGUCGGCGGGGUGGGGCGGGCAUCUUCAGUGUCACCAAUAUUGGCCCUGCCCAGCGAGCGGAGCCUGAGCCCUGGCAAUCCUCUUCUACCUUUCGUGUCGGGCAUCAAAGCUCAAAGGGUGUCACACGCUCUUGUACCUGCGCUCCAACGUAUGCGCUGAGCAUGAAUUUAAGAUUGCCAGAACUGCCUUUAAAGUGCCCUUGUCUCUCACUGCUGCUACCAUUUUGCAUCGUUAGAUGAAAAGCUUUACAUGUGGCCUU
This is a messenger RNA of Chroicocephalus ridibundus (black-headed gull), 1567 nucleotides long. RefSeq names its product cholesterol 7-desaturase nvd-like. NCBI's taxonomy places the organism in Eukaryota, Metazoa, Chordata, Aves, Charadriiformes, Laridae. The coding region runs from base 1 to 1272 and encodes 423 amino acids. Gene Ontology annotation, molecular function: oxidoreductase activity; 2 iron, 2 sulfur cluster binding. The transcript has 7 exons. The record is from RefSeq and is a predicted model, not a curated record. Gene Ontology annotation, biological process: cholesterol metabolic process.